Hemibagrus wyckioides is the source of this 6413-nucleotide messenger RNA. RefSeq names its product FH1/FH2 domain-containing protein 3. The record is from RefSeq and is a predicted model, not a curated record. Lineage: Eukaryota; Metazoa; Chordata; Actinopteri; Siluriformes; Bagridae. Gene Ontology annotation, molecular function: actin filament binding. Bases 4581 to 6281 code for a protein of 566 amino acids. Gene Ontology annotation, cellular component: cytoplasm; cytoskeleton. The transcript is spliced from 9 exons. Gene Ontology annotation, biological process: actin filament network formation; cortical actin cytoskeleton organization.
ACUGAACGCGGACACGCGGAACGGCCAAUUGGCGUCGACUUUGCGCGGGCACGCGAAACGCGCACGCGCAGCAAGAGCCUACGGUAAAGCCGGCAUGGUAGUGCGCUAAAUAGUAUGCGCACAUGGUUUCUAGCAUAGAAGUAUUUAUUUUUAUUUAUUUAUUUAUUUGUUUUUGUUAAAGUGUGUACCUAACAAUAACCGACCUUUAUUUUUUUUGGAAAUUAAAUUGAAAAUCAAUAUCUGGAAAAGCUCAUAUAUAUAUAUACCAAGAAACUAAAUCAGCUCAUUUUAGUAUAUGUUGGUCAUUUCGUUACUAAUGCAUUGACCUUGCUUGGUAAAUCUGCUUUAAUGCCGGGCUCAAAAUUUGGCUUUGUGAGGUCACACUGGUGUUUUCUUUAAGCUGGAAGCAGUAGCAUUAACAAAAAUUAACCAUGAUGAUCUUCCGGUCAACGGCUCUGGGUCGUUGACCGGAAGAUCAGGGUUCAAACACCAGCAUGGCCAAGCUGCCACUGUUGGGCCCUUGAGCAAGGCCCGCAACCCUCCCUGCUCCAGGGGCGCUGCAUCACUGCAGACCAUGUGCCAACCCCCAAGGAUGGAAUAUGCAAAGAAUGAAUUUCACUGUGCAGUAAUGUAUAUGUGGCAGAUAAAGACAACUUAACAAAAAUUCAGCAGCCACCAAAGAUGGCUUGCCUUUAGCCACUGUUGUGACUGUGUUCAUAAAAAGGUUGAGAAACACUAGUCUUGUCAUCGUAUGGAAACGUGAAGAUUGGUAAAAUGACAUUAGGCCUAUGUCCAAUUACACUGUCCAAUUUUGCCUACCGUAGCCUGAGAUUCCUGUUCUUGGUUCUUCUGAGAACCUGAUGUGGUCUUCUGCUGUUGUACCCCAAGAAACUGAGAUGUUGUGCACACUGAGAUGCUUUUUCUGCUCACCAAGGUUGAAGAAAAGUCAUUAUUUCAGGGGUUGAGAGACAUUUCUUGUCCUGUCUAUCAGAGAAAGAGGAUGCUUUAUAGACACGAUCAAGCUUCCAUUUGACCUCUUGCUCUAGACACUGGCACUGGUGCCACUGGAUAAUUAUACAUCAUUAUGCAUAAUUAUGGGGCAGGUCUGUAUGAGCGAUGUCUAUCACUUCCCAUGGGUUUUCGAGCAAAUGUGAAACAUGAAAAGGAGUUGACUAAAGCGGUUGAACAAGCAGUGACUAGGUGGCUGAAAUAGAAAUAUGUAAAUAAAAAAUAAAUAAAUAACAAUAAAGAGAAGAAGAAGAAGAAGAAGAAGAAACAGAUACAUGAGAUCAGAGUCAGAAAGUAAGAAACGUUCAGAAUCAGAAUUUGUUAAAGAAAUGGAGCAAAUUCAACAUAAUAAUUAAAUAUAUCAAUCAGCACAUCCACAUUUACACCAUAUACUUAUACUUACACCAAACUGAGAGUGGAAUCUGCCAGUAGAACUCAAGCUUAUAUUACACGGUAUACUAUGACUAGGGCCUCUUGAUAAUAACAGUAUAUUCAAUUCAGUUGUAUUUGUAUUCUUCUAUUAACAGUAUUACAGCAGUAUUACAGAAAUAUAUCAAUUCGGAAUAUAAUUUAUACAAUUUAUGUUUAUGCCAAAAGCCAGAUGCUAUGGUGGCAAGGAAAAACUCCCUGAAAUGAUGUAAGGGAAAAACCUUGAGAGGAACCAGACUCAAAAGGAAACCGAUCAUCAUCUGGGUGACACUGAGAUCAUAGUGUGAUUAUAAACACUACUACUAUACUAUACUAUACUAUACUAUACUAUACUAUACUAUACUAUACUACUAUACUGUAUAAUAUAUGGUCAAAAAGUGUCUUUGUGUUAAAACUACAAUGAAUUUCCUCACGUUCACUUGCUAUCCAAGUCUAUAUCUGUCUCAGUAUAUAGAUUCCACCCCUGGUUACUUAUAAUAAUAACUUCAUAAUAAUAAAUAAAUUAAUGAAUAAUAAAUAUAAGUUUGUAAUUCUGGAAGAUUGUCGUUAAUAGCUGAUAAAUAUCUAUCUAAUAUCGCAUUUAUGAUGUUAAUACACUCUUAUACUGGCUAGCUGACUAACUGUUUUAUGUUGGUCAUGCAAUUGCUUUGAAAUUGGUUUUAUAUUUAUCAUUUAUUAUAUUAACAUGAUCUAAUGUAAUAACCUAAGACAAGCUAAAGAAGACUAUUGUAAUAAAUUAAAUAAAUUAUUAUAAAGUGUAAAGAGUAAAGUGCUUAUAAUUUCAUUUAUUCUAUAUGAACCAAAUGACAGAAAAUUGAUUAAUGUAAAAAAAAUAUUUUUAUAAAACCCAGUGAAAAUAUUACAAGCUGACUACAUCUGUACAAUUCAGUCGCUUGGAUGCGGCUAGGUUUUAAUCGUUUCUUAUAUGUGUGGCUUAAAUGAGCAGCAUUCUAUAUACCUGAAUGAAUUGCAUUUACACUCUGGUCUCAAGUGUAUUUUAUAACUGAGUGAGAUUUACAGACUGUAAGCCUAUUAGACCCGGUCAACUGAUUGCACAGUGGCUCCUUAAAAUAGACCAUAAUAGCAUAUAAUAGGAAAAAAACUCCUGCGUCACACAAACUACCCUGACACAUGAAUGUCUUUAUAGUAGGGAUCAGUGAAAUGCUUUUCAUUGCACUUCAAUUGAAAUGAAAUGACACGUGAAAGUGAAAACAUCUGGACGCAAUUAAAAUGAAAUGCUGUAGGUGUUCUAUGGCAGCUGUGUUGGACAAGCCUGCACUGUGGGUCAGAAUAAAUGUUUUGGGUUGCCUCAAUUUCCUCUCUAUGUUAUAAAUUGCCCCCUUUUUCCAGAUUAGAAAACUAUACACUUCCUCAGCUGUUUAUUUAUCAGUAUCAAAAUAAAUCAUUAUCAGAAUAAAUACAGGAAAUUAACAAGUAGCUAUGGACAGAAAUCUGUAUUGAGUAUUUUGUCCUAAUAAUAGCAAAAUAAAUUCAAAUUUAUUUUCAUUGUAAGUUAAAAUUUCUGUGCGAUUGAGUUUACGCAAGUCUCCAGUCGCUGUACUAUGAAGUCGCCAGUUGGCGUUCCUACUACUGUUUUCCGCAUUUAUCAUAGUAACAGCAUUUAUCAUUGGGUGGAGCAACUAGCGUCCCAAAUGACAACAAAUCAGUUUUCUUGCCAUUAAAUUCAAACAUUCUGGAGCGAGAUCUGUCAUUUUGUCAUUUGUGUAUAAAAUUGUGUGCUCGGGUCUCUGUAUGUGUGAAUGUAGCAUGAAUUGGGCUUCUGUACUGUAAGUGCUGUGUUUCAAAUGAAUAAAUUAUGUACCAAAAGUUGCCGACAAACCCAUACAUAUUUAAAUGAUCGCUUAUGAUCAUUGUGUCUAGCAAUAUGUGAAAUAUGACUCUCUUGAUUCUUAUCAAAAUAUAUUCAUUAAUGUCAGUUAAAUCAUUAGUUUACUGUUGAUUUCUUGAAUCUGAUGGGUCAGUGUGUUUUCAUUCAUUUUCUAUAACAAAAGCUUUGGAAGUAUGGCCUGGAUGGGUUUACGUUAAUGCUCUCAUUCUUAAGCAUUAUCGUUUCUAUGGUAAUAAUUGAUUAGUUAAUAAGAGAGGCUGAAUAUAGCUGCUAAAACAUGACAGGAAGUAAUAUUAAAUCUAAUAAAGUGUAAUUGGGUCCUUAAUUUAAUUUUUGGACAAUUCCUGAAUUCUAUGAAGGAUAGGACACUCAAGGAUCUGCAGGUAUAAGAAAAUAAUUAAGGUACCAGAUUCUUCAUGGUAAAAGUAAUUCUACUCUAAUUCUAAUUCUACUUUAAUGCCUUAUUUAAUGUAUUGUGUAUGUUUGAGUGCAAUGCAGUUUGGUUUGAGUUUUUAGUUUAGUCCAAUAUAGUCUGAUAAAAACAAAUGUGACUUACAUUUAAACUUAAAUUAUUCUCUCAGUCCAAAAUGGAAGGCUUGGACCAGCACAGAAGCCAAAAAAAAGAAAAAAGAAAAGUACACAAACAGAGCAAGAAAGAGUGGCGCUUGGUUUGGGUGAAAAAGAGGGUGGAGAUGUACAGAAAACGAUAGCACAGUUGUGUAUACUCAGGGAGCAAUAUAAACAGGAGAUGCUGGAGUGAUAAGAAAAUUAAGGAAAAGGGCGCAACUCAAAUAAACACGGAACGAUGCCCAUAUAGACCGUCGGUUCAGAAAGCUACUCAAACACAGUUACUGAAGAGUGGAGGACACACAUGCUGGUGGCUGAGGGUUAGCUUCAGAGGUUCGAAGCUACACAACAGUCUGGAGAAUGUUUAAGAAAGGAUAUCAUACAAGAAGAUCCUUGCUUUCUAAAAACAAUGUGGACUGGAUAUCUGACUAAGCAGAUUUGAUUUGUGGACAUCGGCUUAGUAUUUGGAUGAAGAUUUCUCCGGAAACUUCUGGAAACUGGUUAGGCUUGGAUUGUUAUUUGAACACUUUAAAGUGAUUUUUGGAUGGUGUCUAGAAGAAUUAAGCUAACACUUGGAUGUCUUAAGAUGAAGUAAUGAAGUAGUUUUUUGAAAACAGAAAUGUUUACACCACUGGAAAUGAAUCUAUAAACAGGACUAAAAGCAACUCUGGCUUGUCAUAAUUACAGAUGAUUUAAAAGUUUGUCGUGACUUUGCCAAGUAACACCAAUGAAACAGUUUGAAUACUCCAAUUCUGAGCAAUCCUGGCCUUCUUUUGUCAACCGCACUCCUCGACUACAGCUCAACACUUUAGAUUUUUCUGAUUUGUGGGAUGAAGAAGAUCUUGACCUCGGUAUUGCCGAUGAUGAUCCUCUGCAAAGUUCCAAUGUACCGCCCACACAAAACCCAGGCCACCGUUCAAAUCCUCCAGCACCUCCGCAAGCACCACCACUGGCCCCUCCUCUUCCUCCUCCUUUAUCUCCUCAGGUGAAUCUGUUGGCUUCGGGAUCGGCCCGUCGAACCCUGAGGCUCCACUGGAAGGAGUUGUUGAGUUUGCAGCCCCUGCCGAGAGUCAGCCGUUUUGGCUCGCAGUCCAUUUGGGCUGCUUUGGAGCCGGUUCAUCUGGACACCAACAGACUAGAAUAUCUGUUUGAAAGCAAGAGUAACAGUAAUAAAGCUCUUUCUGCUCUGAAGGGUGGAACACGGCAGAAUCAGCUGUGUGUGUCUGUAUUGGGUGUAAAACGGAGUAACAUCAUUACUAUAGCCCUGAGCAGCCUGCCUCCUCCCCAUUUGCUACCUCCAGCUAUCUACAGCAUGGACUCCAGUGUUCUGGACAGGGAAGAUGUACAGAGGCUUCAAUCUCUGAUCCCGACUGAAGAAGAGCUGAAAUUGAUUAAAGAGGCAAAAGCUCAGGCACCGCGAUGUCCUCUGGCUCUUGCUGAGCAAUGUCUCUUCACCAUGGGCAAUGUCACACACCUGAGCUCCAGGCUGCAACUCUGGGCUUUUGCACUAGACUAUGAUACACUGGAGAAGGAAAUUGCUGAGCCUCUCUUUCAUCUCAAGCUUGCAAUGGAGCAGCUGGCGACCAAUCAGACGUUCCACUGUAUACUUGCAACCGUACUCGCCAUUGGUAACUGUCUUAACGGCUGCAAGGCUCGAGGGUUUGAGCUGAGCUACCUGGGGAAGCUCUCGCAGGUAAGGGACACACACAGCCGGCAGCCUCUUCUACAUCACGUGUGCGUGUUACUCCUGCAGCUUUACCCACAAUCCUCGGACCUGUACUCUGACAUCACCGCCGUCACCCGGGCCAGUAAGUGUGAUUACUCGCAAGUUCAGUCCAGUCUCUCUGCACUGGAGUCCCAUUGCAAAGCAUCAUGGGAGCAGCUGCAUGUGCUGAAUAAAGAAGGCGGGAAAAAAGGAGCAGGGCGAGGAGACGGGGACGAGCAGAGGGGCAUUAGCGAGGCAUGCCUCUACCACAGACUUCCACAGUUCCUGAAGGAGUGCAAUGAAAGGCUGAAGGUGCUGAGAGCUGUGCAUCGGCGGGUCAUUAACAGAUUUCACUCAUUCCUCCUCUACCUGGGUUACUCACGCUCCAUGGUGAGGGAGACGAGCGCAGAUGCGUUCUGCAAAAGCGUCAGCGACUUUGCGUUGGAGUACAGAGCUGCUCAUCAUACCAUUCUCCAGCAGAGAGAGAGGGAACGAGAACGGGAGCAGCGAGAGAAAGAGGAAGAAAAAAUACGGAAAACUUCCUCUUCUACAGCCAAAGCUAAGCCUGUAGAAAGCCCGGCUCCGGAUUGCAUGGAGCAAUCAGUGCUAGAGGAGGUCCUGAACACACCUACAUCCCCUUCUUGUUUUGACCUCAGUCUCCCACGUCAGCGCAGCAGGACACCAAACACCAGAGGUUGCUUUCCACGAAGACUGAAGUGGUAAAAGAAACAGCUUGGAGUAUCCAAUCUAUUGAACUUGAAACUAGUUUAAUCCACAGCACAAAAAACUAACCUAUACUGAGAAAUACUUGAAAUUGAAACAUUCAAUCCUUCACAGUAAAGCUACAUUUCGUUU